CGGCUUGUUCACAUCGGUAUAGCGGAUCACAGUGGAUCAUAGCUCGUCGAUCCAAAAGUGACAGUUCCGAUCCCGCUAUAGAGGGUCGAGAUCGCGAAAUGGCGCCACCGCACAUACCUCAAUGCGUGUCGGAUCCCGGCCUGCUGGAACGUUUAGGGGAGUGCAGUGCCUCCCCUUCUCCGCGGCUUGUACGAGGCGGGUGGAUCGCGGAGGUGUUGUUGUUGGUUCGAACACGGGCGUGCUCAAGGCAACGACCUGAGUGGAAGAUCAACGGAUGUUCCACCGUACGUGAGCCUCAGGCGGUAUUGUUCCGUAGCGUGUUGUUAAAGAUGUAGCCGCAUCCUGCUAUGUUUCCACCGGCCCAUCUCAGAUACUCACUUGUAUUUUCAGGUUGCGGGGUUGUACGUUUCCAACAAGUAUGGGUUCAAUACGCUCAGGGACAGCCACUCCUGUCGGCAGCAAUUCGAGGGCCAAUUCGACUGUUGCGGGCCUCACACCUCGCACCCUCACCGCCAACACCUCAGAGCUUUCGCUACCGUACAAGCUCUCCUUGUCCGAUGACCUCGCCAUAUACCCAUACGAAGAGCCAGCAUCAGCCCGGACGUUAGUCGACCUCUUGAAAGCGACCAUCACACGGCAUCCAGAUACACUUGCAAUCGACAAUGGCACUUCCCGCCUCAGCUAUGCCGAGCUAUCGGACUCCAUUGACCUCAAAGUCAAGGCCCUACGAGAAGCGGGUGUCGUUGCCGGCGAUCGUGUAGGCGUGCGGUUGACCUCUGGAACUCUGGACUUGUACGUAAGCAUCCUCGGCGUGUUAUUUGCUGGAGCUGCGUACGUUCCAGUCGACGUUGACGAUCCGGACGCACGAGCAGACUUGGUGUGGUCUGAGGCUGGUGUGUCUGCGGUUCUAAGCGACAAUGGCAUCGACUCGAAGCUUCCAAGUCGAAGGAGCGAAGGCCCGGAAAACAGACCCGCCAUCGAAGACGACGCUUGGAUCAUCUUCACUUCAGGAUCGACAGGGAAGCCAAAGGGUGUAGCUGUGACACAUCGAAGUGCAGCCGCAUUCGUCGACGCAGAGACACGACUAUUUCUACCCAAGGCACCGCUAGCACCGGGAGACCGAAACAUCACCGUGGUGUCUACGGUACCGACUCUGGCGGCUAUGUGGCCGGCGGAAGCGCUGAGCAACAUUCGAUUGCUGAUUCUCGGUGGUGAGGCAUGCCCGCCUGAGCUGGCAGAUCGUCUUGCGAGGAACGUGGACGCCGUUUGGAACACAUACGGACCAACAGAAGCAACAGUAGUGUCCUGUGGUGCUCGGAUCCGAUCGAAACAGCCUGUGGCCAUUGGUCUCCCUCUCGCUGGCUGGAGACUGGCAGUAGUCGGUGCAGAUGGGAACGCUGUGCGAUGGGGUGAAGAGGGAGAGCUCGUCAUCGGUGGAGUAGGCAUGGCUCGUUACCUGGACCUCGAAAAGGACAGAGCAAAGUUCAAGUCGGUCCCUGAUUUCUCAGGCGAACGAGGAUAUCACAGCGGUGAUUUGGUGCGCGCAGAACGCGAAGGACUCUUCUUCGUCGGCCGGAACGACGAGCAGAUCAAGUUUGGCGGCCGGCGGAUCGAGCUCGGUGAGAUUGACGCCGCGUUGUUGAAGCUUCCCGGAGUCAGCGGUGCUGCCUGCGCCCUGCAAAAGACGGAAAUGGGUACACAAGUGCUAGUGGGAUAUGUCGUUCGGACUCGCGAACCUGAGACAAAGGAUCGAGAUUUGCUGCAAAGCAUGCUGCCUCCUAGUCUCAUACCUGUGAUCGUGCCAGUGGAUUCGAUUCCAGUGCGAACGUCCGGCAAGGUCGAUCGAAAAGCAUUGCCAUGGCCAUUGCCAGCAUCAAUGAUGGGCGGAGACUCCACACCGGCCGACGGGACGAUGGGAAGACUGAGCGAACAAUGGCGUCGUGUUCUUGGAGUUUCACCUUCGGCAGAAUCGAAUUUCUUCGAGCUCGGUGGCACGAGCCUGGGCGCAGCUCAGCUGGUCUCACAGCUCAGGAAGUUGUGUCCGGCCAUGUCCGUUGCGGAUAUUUAUGAACGACCGACCUUGGAGGCAAUGUCCGCCCGUCUUGACGAGCUCACUGGACCCAUGCAGGAGACACGCCAGGUCAAGCCGGUACCCUGGUGGACAUUCCUCCUCCAACUGCCCUUUCUGUUCGUCCUCCUUAUCUUCGAAGGCUUCCGCGGCGUUUCGAUCCUACUCUUGACGAAGAAGUUCUCCAACCUCCGGCUCCCUGCGGAUUCGUGGGCCGCACAGCACAACGUCGAUUGGGCAGUGGGGAUUGUUCUCUACAUUCUCUUCAUCACGGUACCAGGACGAAUGCUGGUCACUGUACUCCUUGUAAGACCUCUUACACUCGGACUCUCGCCUGGUACCUAUGCUCGCGGUGGACUUACUCACAUUCGGCUGUGGGCAGCGGAACGCAUCGUAGCAACUGGUCGGCUUCAAAAUAUCGCUGGAACUUUCUGGGCACGGCUGUAUGCUCGAAUGCUGGGAUGUCGUGUCGAAGAGAGAGUGCAGAUGCAUGCUCUGCCACCUGUGACAGGUCUUGGAACAUUCAGCCGAGGCGCAGUGGUGGAGCCGGAGGCCGACAUUGCAGGAUGGUGGCUCGAUGGCGAUAUGCUGCAUAUCGGCUCCAUCACUCUCGGGCAAGGCUCACGAGUGGGUACUCGCGCCAUGCUCAUGCCCGACACAAUCUUGGCGCCACUCGCAGAUGUCCAGCCCGGGACGUGCGCUCAAGGCAUGGUAGAUGCUCCUCCCGGCGCGAUACCAACCGAUCUCUCAGCAGAGCUCCCAAGAGAGCCAUUCUUCACAGGCCUGCGACACACGAUGACUCUGCUACUUCUGGACGCCCUGGUCGUGAUAAUGGUUCUACCAAUCUUCGGUCUCGCCGCAGCCGUCACUCCCGACUGGGGCAAUUUCCGACAGCUCAACCUCGGCUUCAUCAUAAUGGCCUUGCCCGGGACGGUGGUGGGCCUUGUGAUCUACGCUACGUCCGUUGUGCUCUUGGUCCGGCUGGCCAGUCUUGCCAUGACUCCCGGUACACACUCGUGGCACAGUCGUGCAGCAUGGGCCGCCUGGCUCACACGAGUAUUGAUGUUGGACGCACGAACCAUAUUGUUCCCUCUCUACGCAAGCCUGGCCACGCCAGUCUGGCUCCGAUUGUUGGGCGCUCGUAUCGGACAUAAUGUGGAGAUCUCGACGGUCGUCCCGAUCCCGUGCCUCCUUCGGGUUCAUGACAACGCCUUCCUCGCGGACGAUGUUCUGGUAUCGCCGUACGAGCUGCAAUCGGGCGGCAUUGUACUUGGUACAACGACAAUCGGCGAGAAGACCUUUAUCGGUAAUACUGGACUGGUCAAGUCUGGCACGAAUGUUCCCGAACGUGUUUUAAUUGGCGUUCAUGGCACUGCUCCUGAUGAGGCGCAGAUGUCUCCUGGUUCUUCAUGGCUCGGCAGGCCACCAAUAUCGCUUCCACGUCAGGCCGAAUCAUGCGUGGACAGCAAGUUGACCUUCAACCCGCCGCUUCGAUUGAAAAUUGCCCGAGCAUCGGUGGAGGUCUGGAGGUUGUUGCCUUUGCUCUUUCUCGGAAUGUUGACCACGUUGGUCAGCCUUGGGAACCUCUACAUGCUCGUGAAACAUGGAGUGGGCUGGGCUAUCCUCGCCAGCGGCGGGUUCGUGCUCGCAGCUGCAUUGAUUGCGUGUAUCAUUACCACGGCUGCCAAGUGGAUCAUUACGCCGUUCGUUGGUGCAGGCCAGCAAAACCCUCUUUGGAGUCAUUUCGUGUGGCGAAACGAGCUAUCGGACACUUUCGUGCAGUCUCUGGUGGUGCCAUUCAUUGACAAAUUCUAUGGAACGCCAGUCCUGUCUCUUUGGAUGCGCACACUGGGUGCUAAGAUCGGACGUGGUGUGUGGCUAGAAAGCCAUCUUCUACCAGAGGCGGACUUGGUCACGCUUGGAGCUGGCGUGAGCAUCAAUCGACAAAGUCUUUUGCAGACACAUUUGUUCCACGAUCGUCUUUUGCGUCUCGACAGAGUGUGCCUGCAGGCAGGGGCUACUCUCGGUCCCAAUUCCAUGGCGCUGCCCGGUACUGACAUCGGCUGCGGAGUUACAAUUGGACCGAAAUCGCUUGUCAUGCGUGGAGAGCAUUUGCCUGCGGGCACUUGCUGGCUGGGCAAUCCAGUGCGGCCGUGGGCGAGAGAUUCAUCCGAAACAUCGUCGAGGAAGAUCAGUGUCCCAUCCAGCAACCAGAGUAUCGAGUCGGAUUUCUCGGAAAAGCAUUUUGGAAAGGAUUUGGAAAAGCAAGACGUUUGAUUGAAUGCUUGACGAACAAAAGCUUGGAUGUAGUCAUUAAAGCGUGUACUUCUGACUCA
Molecule: messenger RNA, 4404 nt
Organism: Zymoseptoria tritici IPO323
Lineage: Eukaryota; Fungi; Ascomycota; Dothideomycetes; Mycosphaerellales; Mycosphaerellaceae
Product: Non-ribosomal peptide synthetase-like protein
Exons: 2
Coding region: 419-4345 (1308 amino acids)
Biological process (GO): amino acid activation for nonribosomal peptide biosynthetic process; secondary metabolite biosynthetic process
Cellular component (GO): cytoplasm
Molecular function (GO): phosphopantetheine binding
Source: RefSeq, a predicted model, not a curated record